Molecule: messenger RNA, 1397 nt
Organism: Lotus japonicus
Lineage: Eukaryota; Viridiplantae; Streptophyta; Magnoliopsida; Fabales; Fabaceae
Product: FKBP12-interacting protein of 37 kDa-like
Exons: 14
Coding region: 140-1168 (342 amino acids)
Biological process (GO): regulation of alternative mRNA splicing, via spliceosome
Cellular component (GO): nucleus
Source: RefSeq, a predicted model, not a curated record
UUCAACAUGCAGCAGCAGCAGCAGCAGCAGAAGUAAGCGUCAGAACAACAGUGUUGAUUCUGGUUCGAUUUCGCCACUGCGAUUCGUUCUCUCUUCCCUGCAUCUGCAUCACUCAGCUUUCUAGGGUUUCAACUCGACGAUGGCUUCUUCCCCUGCUCAAUUCGAAGAACAACAGGAGUUUGAUUUUGGCGGCGAAAUUGCUGGAGCGCGCUCAGGUAACAAGAGGUCAUCUCCUGAAUUUGAUGGUGGAGAUUUCGAUAAGGAUCACAAGAAGGUGAAAUUGGUCAAACCGAAUGGUGAAGAAGCUUCUUCUGGUGUCACCACUGGAAUGAUCUUGACUCUCCGUGACAGUCUUCAGAACUGUCAGGAUACGCUUGAGGCAUGCCAGAAUGAACUUGAUGCUGCAAGAUCUGAGAUUCAGAAGUGGCGCACUUCAUUUCAGAAUGAACCUUUCAUACCAGCUGGGGUCCCUCCUGCUCCCAAAUUGGUGAUUAAUUAUUUUCAAGCUCUUAAGUCAAAUGAAGAGUCUUUAAGAGACCAGCUUGAAAAGGCAAAGAAAAAGGAAGCUGCAUUAAUUGUAACAUAUGCAAAACGGGAACAAGAGAUAGCAGCGUUGAAGUCUGCUGUACGGGACUUGAAAGCUCAACUCAAGCCAGCAUCAAUGCAGGCAAGGAGGUUGUUACUGGAUCCAGCGGUUCAUGAAGAGUUCAUACGAUUAAAGAAUUUAGUUGAGGAAAAGGACAAAAAAGUAAAGGAGCUGCAGGAUAACAUUGCUGCUGUUAAUUUUACUCCCCAAAGCAAGAUGGGGAAAAUACUCAUGGCAAAAUGUAGAACCCUGCAAGAGGAAAAUGAGGAGAUCGGGAAUCAAGCUUCUGAGGGCAAGAUCCAUGACUUGGCAAUGAAACUUUCAUUGCAGAAAUACCAGAAUGCAGAACUCAGAAGUCAAUUUGAAGGUUUGCAGAAGCGUUUGGGUGGAUUGACAAAUGAUGUGGACAGAUCCCAUGAAACGCUUUUUAUGUUGCAAGAGAAAUUAGAAGAGAAGAAUCAGGAGAUCCAAAGACUGAAAGCUGAGUUGCAACAAGAAAGCUGCAUGGAGAACGGGAGCACAGAAGCAGCAGCUAAUGGGAAAGAUAAUGGUGAGAUGAUACCUGCGGAAGACGCUAACUAAUAUCACUAACUAGACUAAUAAAAUUUUGUCGGGAGCGGUUGAUUCAAGUUUUCAUGGAUAGUUGUAUGUUAUUGUGUCAAAUGUGCAAUUGUGAAUGUGCACAAGGACUUAUCUCAGUUGUCCAUAUGGAAUUUAAACGGUCGUUGCUUCUAUGGUGCUGGGGAUGAUGAUCAUAGCUUUUUAGAUAUUUAUGCCAAUACUUUAAUAAAUUGGAAAUUUUGGUUAGAAA